Molecule: messenger RNA, 1397 nt
Organism: Daphnia pulicaria
Lineage: Eukaryota; Metazoa; Arthropoda; Branchiopoda; Diplostraca; Daphniidae
Exons: 8
Coding region: 60-1262 (400 amino acids)
Biological process (GO): cell-matrix adhesion
Cellular component (GO): basement membrane
Source: RefSeq, a predicted model, not a curated record
AAUUACAGCAACCAAGUUUACGGAUUUUUUGUUUCGCAGUCAUAGACAAAUCUUGAAAGAUGACGGAAUUCAACCUUAAGUGUUUCUGUUUUUCCAAAUUGUUUUUUAUUUCAAUUUUAUUGAUUGGUGGUAGUUAUGCUGCUUACCCUCCAGUGGGUGAUAUAAACUGCUAUAAAGGGAGCUGCGAGUCAGUGGAAUGCCAAAGUGUUGAUUGCAGUUUUGGUAAAUUGAUGACCAAUCCCAGUAGCUCCUGUGGAUGUUGUAAGCUGUGUCUGAGCUACAUAGGGGAAAAUGAGCCUUGUAGUCUGAACAUGAAUAACCAAGAAUGUGGCCCAGGUCUUACUUGUGCAGCCGCGUCUAAGAAUUCGAAAUCGGACUACAUAUGUGUAAAAAUGAACACGAAAUGCUUCGAAGCUCAAGAUGAAUAUGAAGUUCGGAAAUUAAGUGGUUCACUAGGAAUGUAUGAGACACGUCCCAGAUGUGACGACAAUGGUGACUUUAUUGCAAGAAAGUGCCAACCAGGUGGCAGCUGUUAUUGUGUCGAUAUCAACAACAAUCGGAUUUUUGGGGAAUCCCCGCCUAGUUAUGCUGCAACUGAUGCAGCCAUGAAUUGUGAAUGUUCCAGAGCUUAUCAACUGGCACUGGCGGGUUCGCUACAAUCGGUACAGUUUCCUCACUGCCUACCAAAUGGCAACUAUGAUACACUGCAGUGUGUAAAUCAAGCCUGUUUUUGCAUCAGUUCUACCAACCAAACCCUCACUUCUUCUAUCCAACCCAUUACUGCAAUUACGGAGUUACCGUGCUAUAACACUGACGUGCAUUCAGCUGAUUACUACCGGCCUUGCGAAAUGAAAAGGUUAAAGACUAAAUUUUUUGGGAAUAGUUACAUCCGCCAGAAUAUCACAGUACUUGGACUGGAACAACCGGAUUGUUCGCCAGAUGGAUUCUACCAAUCGAUUCUUGAGACAGAAUCCACACUUUACUGUGCAGAUCCUUAUGGGAAAAAAAUUGAAAAUUUCGAAAUCAACAAACCGGAUGACAGUUCUAUGAAUUGCAAAUGUGCGCGAACAAGAUUUUGGCUUACCAAUCAAAAAUUAGCCAAACCAAUCUGUUGCAGCAACGGGAACUAUCGACCAAUCCAAUGCCGAGGGGGGGUUUGUUUUUGUGUAGAUGAUGACGGAAAUCAGACUGGCCUAGAAGUUCAAGAGAAUAACUUAACUGAAUUACAGUGCUAUCAGUUAAAGCAAUAUCCUGAUUGCUGAUUAAUCUUUUAACAACAAGACAACAUUUACAUAUUUUAUGUUAACCCGAAAAUAGCACUUCAAGUUUCUGCGUAAAUUUAACGCUUAUAACAUUUUCCCCUGUUAUGGAAUACGCCGUCUUCUGGAAUGGUAAAA